UGCACGGGCAGUUAUUUGCACGAACUGGCACGAGAGAGCACUAGUAGUGACGAAGGAAUGCAGUCGGUUAAAUCGAUGGCAGCGUAAGGUGGUGGAAAGGUUUCACAUGCGUUAUCUUUAAUCGAUCUAUGUACGUAAGUACUGGAGUAUAUUGUACCUGUUGGUAAUCUGUUAUACCGAAAUUUAGAUAUUUGUUUGAAACUGAGCGGUUGCAUGUUGUCUUUGGUAUAAACUAGGAAUGAAAUGGGUAGCAAAACACCAGUGUCGAUUCUCCAGGAGAUGUGUAUUCGCAACGGCAAUCUACCUCAAUAUGAACUGAUACAUGAUGGUGGGGGAUCGCACGAAGCAUUAUUCAAGUACCGGGUGCUAGUUGGUGAAACUACAGCUAUUGGCAGUGGUCGCUCCAAAAAGGAAGCUAAACACGAUGCUGCCAAAUGUAUCCUGAAAAGACUGAAUGAAGUAGAAACAUCAUCACCCGAGCCCAUCCCCAGUGAGAUGAUAGAUGUGUCAUAUGUGACAUCACCAUAUGUGGGCAAGCUGCAAGAGAAUGCUGUGGGUGCACUGCAAGAACUGUGCAUGACAAAUGAUAUACAGGUUCCUGUUUACAAGGUGAUUGGAGAUGAGGGCCCACCUCAUGCAAAGCAAUUUACUGUCAUGUGUCAGGUGUCUAAACUUGAGGAAUCAGCGGUUGCUCGAACCAAGAAACAAGCCAAGCAGCAGGCAGCCUUUAAGAUGCUGAACAGACUCAAAAGAUCACUUGCAGAUGUCCUUACCUUGACAGUCAAUGAGAAGGGAAAUGUCUUAUCAGAAAAAGAAGAGGACAGAGAUGUAAAUGUUGAGAUUGCAGUAUCAAAGUACAAUAUGUACAAGGAAAUGGGAAUUUCUGCAGUUAACACGCAUAAGAAACCUAUUGGCCAGAAGAUCUCUGGGUACCAUACUAUGUUGAAAAGUCUCGACAGUGUACUACUUAACAGGCUUAGGGAAGGCGAAGAAAAUCUGACAAAGGAAGCAGCUGAGGACCCAAUUGGUGUUCUCAAGAUGGUUUUGGAGGAACUAAACCUGGAUGCUGAAAUAAAUGGUGUUGAGGCCACCACAUCCAAUCGGCAUGCAACUCUUCUGUCGAUAUCCACAAGCCCUGAGUCUGUCUUGUUUGGGGUUGCGAGUACAGUGGACGAAGCUUACAACUUAGCAGCAUCCAGUGCACUGGAGCAUCUGAAGCUCAUGACUGCGUAAGGUAUUGUGAAGAGUGAGCCACUGUUACAGUGUUUAUACAUCAAUAAAUAUACUGCUUGCAAAUAUGUAUAAAUAUUAAA
Molecule: messenger RNA, 1313 nt
Organism: Zootermopsis nevadensis
Lineage: Eukaryota; Metazoa; Arthropoda; Insecta; Blattodea; Termopsidae
Source: RefSeq, a predicted model, not a curated record